AUGUACCGUUGUGUGCUGCUGGGUGUUUUGUUGACGGUCCUGGGAGGUGCGUCAGCGCAUACUUAUCAUCUGGGAGCAUGUCCCAUUGUAGAACCAAUGCCCGGUUUCGAGAUGAAUAAGCUGCUAGGCGUAUGGUACGUGAUCCAGAAGACGUCGACCGCCUCACACUGCAUCACAUAUAACUUCACGAAGACCCAAGAGCCGGGCAAAUACGAGCUGGAGCAAGUCUCCCAGCACUUCAUAUUGGGACUUACUCCUCUCAAACAUGACUACAGGUACACUGGUAUCUUGACUGUUCCCGACCCAGCUGUCCCUGCAAGGAUGAAGAUUCGAUUCCCACUUAGCGUGGCUGGAUCAGCGAGCUAUACAGUAGUUGCGACGGAUUACGAUACGUACGCAGCAAUAUUCACAUGUCAAAAACUUGCGUUUGCGCACCGCAGGUCUGCUACCAUCCUUUCCAGGAGUAAGGAGCUCGACAAGAUAUUUGUUGACAAAAUGCGCACUAGACUUUCGUCGUUCGGCGUGGAUCCGUACGACCUGUCCAUCAUCUCACAGAGCGGCUGUCCCAAACACACCAACGGCACUGAGGGAGUUAACAUCGACAUCGACCCGGAGACGUUCUCCUCACACAACAUCGGCGAAGCUGUACGCAAGACUGGUAGUGCAAUCGCUGAUGGCGUAGAGUACGUAGUGGAAGCGGGCAAGAAGGUUUACCAUAAAGUAGCGAGCAGUAAGGAAGAUCUCACCGAGACUCCGCAGGGAGGUUACGAACGGAACCUGGACGCGGACGCUGAAUGGUUGCCUUAA
Messenger RNA from Diatraea saccharalis (sugarcane borer), 807 nucleotides. The record is from the annotation of a GenBank genome assembly. Lineage: Eukaryota; Metazoa; Arthropoda; Insecta; Lepidoptera; Crambidae.